AUGCAAACCAUGGAUGAGGAUACACCGGAGAGGCACGGCAUCCUUGUGCAGAGACAGAGAAAGGUGGUGAUGGACAUACCCUUAGACAACAAGGAGGACCUGGACAAGGGGAAGGAGGAGGCCAAAACGAUAAAGGAACAAGAGCCUGAGAAUGCUGGCGAGUCUGGCCCACAGGGUGAGAGUUUGACAAAAAUUGGAAUUCCUAUGGAUAUUGAAAACCAAAAAAGACCCUUAAAAGGAGUGACGUUUUCCAGGGACGUAGUAGUUGUGGAUCUUUGGAAGAAAUACCCUACACCUCAGAGCUGUACUCGAGAACAUGAGAACAUAAAGAGAAAAAAUGAAGCUCCAAAAGCUAAGUCGGAUUUUACCGGUGCCCUAGGCAUAACUUUAAAGGGCGAAAUUCCAGAAGCAGAGGAGACACCAUUCCUUGGGAGGGGUGGAAUCCAUCUUGAAGAAAUGCUGAGCAUGAACCCAAUUAGCAUGGCUCCUCCUAAAGGGGCCAUUUCCCAGAAAUCUCCACCUAUCCCUUUGAAUAAGCAUGAUGCCUUUUCCCUACCCAAAACUUCUUAA
This is a messenger RNA of Chrysochloris asiatica (Cape golden mole), 570 nucleotides long. It is a transcript of the gene DEMA1, whose product is annotated as chromosome unknown open reading frame, human C2orf74. The transcript is spliced from 4 exons. NCBI's taxonomy places the organism in Eukaryota, Metazoa, Chordata, Mammalia, Afrosoricida, Chrysochloridae. The record is from RefSeq and is a predicted model, not a curated record. The coding region runs from base 1 to 570 and encodes 189 amino acids.